AAUCGAUUGUGCAUACUUUCCGCGCACCGCUUUCCUCGAACUCGUUGACAAGUAUCUGUGAUUCACAUUAUCUAUUGCCCAGUUUUAAGUUCUAUUACAAAAGUAACUAGGUUUCUAAAAAGUCUUCGACUUUCUUCUACAGUAUCUGUCAAAGUUAUAGAACUUUUAUAACCUGAGCAAAAUAUUCAUUUAGAUCCGAGACUUCUCGAUUACCUAGUCACUUAAAUUCUAUAUAAGCGACAAAUUUUUUCCGUGUAUGAGAUUACAUUAGGGCAAUUUUUAAUUAUUUUUUCUCAUACUUUAUUCAUUUAUGGAACAUGUUAAAUAUUUAUUACUUAAUUUUUGCCGUCCACUUAAUAAUUUUAUUAAUAAUAAAUGAAGACAAAACACUUGUUUUCGGAAGUGAUGUUGAAAAUAAUAUUUCGGAAGUUUGUGAAACUAAGGAAUGCCACGCAUUAGCGGAAUUAAUUAAAAAGGGAAUGAAUGAUAACGUAAAUCCUUGCAAUGACUUUUAUUCCUACGUAUGUGGUUCAUGGCAAUCUAAUUAUCCGGUUCCUAACGGCCAAAAAAACUGGAAAUUAUCAAAAAUAAGUACAGAGGAGAGAAAACAUUCUAAAAGAAAUUAUAGAAAAGCCACUAAGUUCUGAGGAUACUGAGCAAUUAAUUUUCGAGAAAAAAUUGUACAAAUCUUGUAUGGAUGAAGACAGAAUUAAGAAAAAAGGAUUGGAACCGUUGAAGAAAAUUAUAGACAAGAUUGGUGGUUGGCCAAUGGUUAUGAAUACAACUGAAUGGGAAAAAAAAGAAAUCACUUGGCAAGAUGUUGUUUAUUAUUAUGUCGAUAUUAUAGGAGGAUAUGGUUUAUUUAAUAUAGAUACUUCAUCUAAUCCAAAAAAUUCCACACUUCAAAUGAUUUGCAUUACUCAAGAAAAUAGGUUUCUGCCUGACAUCAGUUUUUUGAAUGAUAUGGAAAGUAGUCAUUAUUAUAAUCAAUAUAGUUCAUACAGUCAUGGAAAUAACGAUAAAACAAAAUAUGAAAAUUUUCUAAACAGAGCAAUUUCUAAAUAUUCAGAAUCCGAAGGAAUGAGGGACGAAAAAGAAAUCGAAAUUGAAAGUAGAAAUUUGUAUGAGUUUAUUAACUCCUUGAAGAAGAUUAAAUUAACUCAAAAUGAAAGAAGAGAAUUUGAAUACGAAAUAAUGCGAAUUAGCGAUUUUCAGAAUUUUUAUAAUCAUAACAAUACUAAUGCAAGCACAAUAUCAAAGAUUAAUUGGCUCGAAAUGAUUAAAGCCACUUACAAUAAUACUAAUGUUGUUAUUGAUGAAUCAGAAGAAAUAAUUGUAUAUGACAAACCUUACUUCAAUAAAUUAAGUCAACUACUAGAAAAAACACCUCAAAGAACAAUUGUCAAUUACAUUCAUUGGAUCUUUAUACGGGAGACCAUUCCAUAUUUAGAUAAAGAAAUAGGACAAUUCAUUUAUGACACGAAGAAAACUGCUAAAGUAGGAAUCAUCAAACCAUCAGAAAGGUGGGAAUAUUGUUUCAAUAGUUUGAAAUACAAUUUCGGAACGUCUUUUGAAUUCAUAAAACGUCAAUUUCCUAACACGACAAAAGUAUCCGCGACAACCAUGGCUAAAGAAAUCCAACAUGAAAUUGAAGUAGAAAUCUCGAACUCCAAUUGGUUAAAUAAUGAAACAAAGAACCUGGUUAAGGAAAAACUGAAGGCAAUGAAGAUUGUAAUUGGUUAUUCAGAAUCGUAUUUUUCGGAAUUUAAUUCAAGUGAUGAAAAUAUAAAUGAUGAGGUUCCGUUAGGUCCAGAUUAUUUCGAAAAUAAAAUCGCUUUUUUUAAACAUAUAAGAUUUGAAGACGCCAAAAAUAUUCGUGACCUACAGAGCAAUGAUUCUGAGCCAGUUAUUAUCUCACCACUUACCUAUAAUGCUGUUUAUGAAGAUAUCUUGAAUAGUUUGAGUGUUGCAGCUGCUCUACUUUUACUUCCCAUAUAUAAUUCGAAUUUACCUCAUGCGAUAAAUUACGGAUAUAUAGGUUUUGUAAUGGGUCACGAAAUGACUCAUGGAUUUGAUGACCAAGGACGAAAAUAUGAUAAAAAUGGAAAUAGAAUUUCUUGGUGGUCAGACGAAAUGAUUGGUGAAUAUGAGAAGAGGGCCGAAUGUUUUGUGGAUCAUUAUAAUAAGUAUAAAGUAGACGGAAAACUAACUCAAAGUGAAACUAUUGCUGAUACCGGAGGGUUGAUUGCAGCUUAUGGAGCUUACAAGCAAAAAAUGAAGAAAGAAAAUAUUAAAGAUAAACGUUUACCAGGAUUAGAAAACUUGGAUUCAGAUCAAUUGUAUUUUGUUUCUACGGCUUUUGGAUAUUGUGAGAGCGGAACACCACAAUAUUUAGCGAGAAGAAAUACUGAUGUUCAUCCAAAAUCGAAUUUGAGAAUAAAUGGACUCAUGCCAAACGUAAAAGGAUUUAGUGAUGCAUUUAAAUGUGAUAAAGAACCAAUAUGCAAAAUAUGGGAUUGAUCUGGAUUUAAUAAAAAAAUUCUCACUUUGAGAAUUUUAAUGUAAUUAAUGAAAAUUAUAAUUUUUUUUGUCACAAAAUGUGGAUCGAGAUUCGAUUCAAAAGUGAUACACGGAAAGAAAUCUUGUAAGGAUAUAUUUAAUAUUUUGACACUCAUAUUUAGUAUAUUAAGUUACAAUUGCGGAAGAUUUUGCAGAUUUUGGGGUGGUAAUAGAUUUCAUUACUAUUUUGCAAGAAUGCCUAAAAUAAAAAUAAUAUAUUUAGAAACAAAAAUAAGAAUAGUUUUUGCGAAAUUCAUAAUUGUAUUAUGAAUACUCCAAAUGUUAAAUUCUAAUACGCCCUGUAACAAGUAUUAGAAUAAAAUAUUUCAUUUUCUGUAUUUAGAAUUCCGUUAACUGGUAUAAUCAUUUUACAUUUUAAUAUAGUCGAUAAGAAAGUGAAUUGGUGUUAAAAUAGUUUCAUUCCUUAUAUUUACAUAUAGUAAUACUACUCUCUAAAUUUGAAUCAGCGAUAUGUAUACCACUGGUACCAAUCAGCGGAUAUACGCUGAAAAAUCAGUGAAAUUCCACUAAUUCAUCAGUGCAUAUAAGCUGAUUAUAAUCAGUGGUAUACUUAUAGCUGAGAAUCAGCGAGAUUCCGCUGAUUCAAAUUUAGAGAGUAAUAGAAAAUUUUUCUUUCAAAAAAUGAUAGAAAAAUAUUAAAAAUCACCGAACACUGAGAAAAAUGUUUAGUCAGAGCAACCAAAAUUUGGUUGGGCCACAGUGUUACCAAGUUAGUGGUUUUCCCACUAAAUUUAUAGUAAGAUUUUGGUCCUUCAGUAACAUUUUUAGUAGGAGAAAUAUUUUAGUAGGAAAUUUAGUAUCUUUUUUUUUUCUUUACCGGGUUUUUUAAGUGUUUUUACCUAAAUGUAAUUUUUUCUACGUAAAUUGUAUCUGAAGUAUUAAAAGUGUGAUCACUAAGUUUAAACUAUUUAAGUGAAUUUGAUUGGUUACACUGAUGGCGACCCUAUUGAAAAAAAACACGUAUAAUUAUACGUAUUAUUAUACGUACAAUUAUACGUAUAAUAAGACAUACGAAUUUGAAACAAGAAUUAUACGUAUAAUUAUACGUAUAAUAAUACGUAUAAUUAAUUAUACGUAUAAUAAUACGUAUAAUUAUACGUAUUAUUAUGCGUAUAAUUAUAAUUCUAUUAAAAAUAGAAUAAUAGAAUAGAAUAGAUUAAUUAGUAGCAAAAUUGCGCUGAAAAUUUUUAGAAAUUUUAAAAUGCAAAUUAAAUUUCACGAAAAAAAAUAUCGUCGAAUGUCAAUUCAAGCAGUCACCCAUCCAAGUACUAACCGCGUCCAACGUUGCUAAUCUAUUCUAUUCUAUUAUUCUAGUUUUAAUAGAAUUAUAAUUAUACGUAUAAUAAUACGUAUAAUUAUACGUAUUAUUAUACGUAUAAUUAUACGUAUAAUUCUUGUUUCAAAUUCGUAUGUCUUAUUAUACGUAUAAUUAUACGUAUAAUAAUACAUAUAAUUAUACGUAUAAUAAUACGUAUAAUUAUGCGUAUAAUUAUGCGUAUAAUUAUACGUGUUUUUUUUCAAUAGGGGAUUGAGCAAAUAUUCAGACUGGGCCAAUCAAAAUUAGUCAUACAGUUCUAUAAGAAAGGAUGCUCUUCUACGUGCCAAGCCCUGCACUGCUGUUUAGUACAGUUUAUUCGUGAAGUUUAUUUUAUUAAUGCAAUGUCUAUUCCGUGUUCUUAAAUUUAUAAAUUUUAAAAAUAAAUUGUAACUGGAAUUAAUAUUUAAAUAAAUGAAAUUCCAAAAAAAUGUC
Messenger RNA from Leptopilina boulardi, 4330 nucleotides. Its product is annotated as endothelin-converting enzyme 1-like. The coding region runs from base 694 to 2520 and encodes 608 amino acids. Gene Ontology annotation, cellular component: plasma membrane. Gene Ontology annotation, molecular function: metalloendopeptidase activity. Gene Ontology annotation, biological process: protein processing. The transcript has 18 exons. The record is from RefSeq and is a predicted model, not a curated record. Lineage: Eukaryota; Metazoa; Arthropoda; Insecta; Hymenoptera; Figitidae.